AUGUUGGUUGCCUUUGGUGAUGAAAUCAUCAAGCCGUUAGAUCCUGAAUUUAAUGGGGUUGCACCUGAGAUAGAAAGGGACAGAAGAUAUAUGCCGCAUUUUAAGGAUUGCAUUGGUGCUAUUGAUGGAGUGCACAUUCCAGCUUUUAUAUCUGCUGAAGAGGCAGUACCAUUUUAUAAUAGAAAAGGAGUACCAACCCAAAAUGUUAUGGCGGCCUGUAAUUUUGAUAUGCAAUUUAUAUUUGUAUGUGCCGGUUGGGAAGGAUCUGCUCACGAUACAAGGGUGUUCCAAUCAGUUAUUCGAAAUCCUGAUAUAAAUUUUCCAAUGCCUCCACCAGGAAAAUACUAUGUGGUAGAUUCGGGGUACCCACAAAUGAAUGGAUUUCUAGGACCUUAUAGAGGACCAAAACAACAUUUUCAACAAUACCGCAGGCAAGAGCCAAGAAAUGCGAAAGAGGUAUUUAAUCAAGCACACUCUUCUCUUAGAGGCGUCAUAGAACGCACAUUUGGAGUUUGGAAAAAGAAAUGGAAGGUUUUAAGAAAUAUGCAAGGUUAUUCAUUUCCAAAGCAAGUGAAGAUCGUGAUUGCAACUAUGACACUUCAUAAUUAUAUUCGGAGAUAUGGAAAUCGUGAUAGACAUUUUAUCCGUAUUGGAGAAAGAUCCGAUGACAUGGCACAUGACAUAGAGAUGAACGAUGAUGCCGAAGAAGAACAUCAUGCUCAUGGUGGUGUACAAGAAAUUGAAAGGAUAAAAAAUAGCAUCACCCAAAGCUUAAUGAGUGCCCGUAAUGCUGGUUAA
Argentina anserina (silverweed cinquefoil) is the source of this 798-nucleotide messenger RNA. RefSeq lists its product as uncharacterized. Lineage: Eukaryota; Viridiplantae; Streptophyta; Magnoliopsida; Rosales; Rosaceae. The record is from RefSeq and is a predicted model, not a curated record. Bases 1 to 798 code for a protein of 265 amino acids. The transcript has 3 exons.